Molecule: messenger RNA, 1014 nt
Organism: Nerophis lumbriciformis (worm pipefish)
Lineage: Eukaryota; Metazoa; Chordata; Actinopteri; Syngnathiformes; Syngnathidae
Source: RefSeq, a predicted model, not a curated record
AUGGCUGAAGCAAUACCACUGCGAGAAAAGAAGCUGAAAAGUCUACCUCGAUCUGAUGGGUGUGGUCUGAAUAACUUUGAUGCUCUUGAUCUUUCUGGAGGCCUGAGAAUAGUCCUAGUAGGGAAGACUGGCUCAGGAAAGAGCGCAUCAGGAAACACUAUACUUGGCAGAGCGGCCUUUAAAGAGGAUCCCAGUCCGGUGUCGGUGACCAAACACUGCGAGACGCAGAGCGGGGAAGUGGAUGGAACCACGGUACAGGUCAUAGACACACCAGGCCUGUUUGACACUGCCAUCACAGAAGAUGAAUUAAAGUCAAGAAUAGAGGAAUGUGUCAAAAUGUCUGUGCCUGGCCCUCACGCCUUCCUACUAGUGAUCAGGCUUGGAGUGAGGUUCACUGAGGAGGAGAGAAAUGCUGUGAAGUGGAUCCAGGAAAACUUUGGCGAUGAUGCAUCUAUGUACACCAUCAUGCUAUUUACAUGCAAAGACCAGGCUAAAGCUGACAAUGCUCUAAAGGAGUGCAAGGAGCUACGUAGACUCUCCAUCACGUUCGGGCGCAGAUAUCAUGCAUUCAACAACAACGACGCAGAAGAUCGAGUCCAGGUGAAAGAGCUAGUUACAAUGAUCAAGGAAAUGAUCCAAGACAACGGCGGGAAACACUACACAAAUGAAAUGUAUGAGAAAGCCCAGAGAAAACUAAAAGAGGAGGAGGAACGGAAGAAACAAGAGGAGGAAGAGAAGAAAGAGGAGGAGAGAAAAAUGUGGGACGCAGAGCGAGAGAAGGAAGAAAAAGUGCGGGAAAAGAAGAAAAAAACAAAAAGGAAGAACAUUGGUGUGGCGUCGGCGGCUGCUGUGGUGCUGGUGUUAGCUGGCAUGGUUAUCGCAGUGGGGGCCGACACCACCGUGGCGCUGGCUCUUGGUGCACCUACUUUGCUCUUGGGGGUCUUAUGUGGCUUAACUGCUCUUUGGUUUUGGAAAGGAAUUAGAUGCAAAGCUAAAUCUGAUCAUCCAGUAUAA